AUGACCCUCCUAUGCUUCCAACCUGCCGCUACUGCUGCUGCCUCUCCAACCAACGAGACAGAUCGUGUGGCUCUACUCAAAUUCAAAGAAAUGAUACCCAAUGACCCAUUUAACAUCUUCACCUCUUGGAAUGAUUCCAUCCACUUGUGCAACUGGCAGGGAGUUACAUGCGGCCGCAAGCAUCAAAGAGUUACGGGCUUGGAACUAUCGGCCUAUACCUUAGGUGGAUCCAUAUCACCUUACAUUGGCAACCUCAGCUUUCUUAGUUUCGUCGACUUCUCAGGCAACUUCUUACAUGGCGAAAUUCCACAACAACUCGCUCAUCUCUUCCGGCUGAAACAUCUCAAUCUUAGCAGUAACUUGUUAGCAGGGGAAAUUCCAAGCAACUUUACCAACUGUCCUCAACUCAGAGUCCUGGACUUCCUAGGGAAUAAUCUUACUGGGAAUAUUCCUAUUGAGUUGGGCUCUUUAAAGAGGCUUGAGUUGCUUGACGUUUCCACAAAUCAUUUGACGGGAGGCAUCCCACCUUCUCUGGGAAAUGUUUCUUCACUCCAAGCACUUGACUUUUCGCUUAAUUAUUUCGUGGGAAAUAUUCCAGAUGAAAUAGGUCAUUUGCAAAGCUUAUUUUACUUCGGAGUUGUGGAAAAUGAUAUGUUUGGUACGUUCCCUUAUUCCUUUUACAAUAUAUCAACUCUGAAGAGCAUUGAAGUCGGAAGUAACCGACUUAAUGGCACUCUUCCAGCCAAUAUAGGCCUCACUCUCUCUAAUCUCCUAAACUUGAACAUCGGUUAUAACGAAUUCUCUGGUCCAAUCCCAGUUUCACUAUCCAAUGCUUCCCAGCUUGAAUUUCUCUAUCUUUCCGAAAACAAUUUCGUGGGACAAGUUCCAACUGAUCUAGGCAACCUGCUACAUCUCUCUCUUUUAGAUGUUGGUGAAAAUCUUAAUCUUGGAAGUAAUUCAGCCAAGGACUUAGAUUUCUUAACAUCUUUGGAAAACUGCACCAAGCUGGAAGUGCUAGCUUUUUCUCUUAACAAUUUUGGAGGUAGUUUACCUCAUUCUAUAGGAAAUUUGUCGAAGCAACUUAGUACUUUAUACAUGGGUGCCAAUCAAAUAUUUGGAACUAUUCCUAAAGCAUUAGAGAAUCUCAUCAACUUAAGUAUCCUCGACAUGUCGGAAAACCUGUUCACAGGUACCAUUCCCACUUAUUUUGGAAAGUUACAGAAGCUGCAAGAAUUGUCUUUGUAUGGAAACAUAUUGUCGGGGGAUAUACCAUCAUCUCUAGGCAACCUCACUCGAUUGGGCGAUCUUAAUUUAUAUCAGAACAAAUUGGAAGGGAGCAUUCCAUCAAGUUUUGGAAACUGCAAGAGUUUGCAGCUCUUAAAUAUUUCAAAAAAUAACCUUAGCGGAGCCGUACCCGAAACGAGUCUUUCUUCCCAAUUACUACGACUCGACUUAUCACAAAACUCGUUAACGGGCAUCCUACCUAUGGAAGUAGGCAAUUUGAAAAAUAUUUACUAUUUUGAUGUCUCUGAAAACAAUUUCCUUGGUGAGAUUCCUGAAACCAUUGGAAAUUGCUUGAGUUUGCAGAAUCUUUACUUGCAAGAUAAUUCGUUUGAAGGAAACCUUCCUCCAUCUUUGGCAUCCUUGAAAAACCUUCACUAUGCAAAUCUUUCACGAAACAACUUUUCAGGAAUAAUUCCCAAAGAUCUACAGAAAGUUUCUGUUCUACUGUAUUUGAAUCUUUCAUUUAACAAUUUGGUGGGGGAGAACUAA
Corylus avellana is the source of this 1773-nucleotide messenger RNA. Lineage: Eukaryota; Viridiplantae; Streptophyta; Magnoliopsida; Fagales; Betulaceae. The record is from RefSeq and is a predicted model, not a curated record.